Lates calcarifer (barramundi perch) is the source of this 2098-nucleotide messenger RNA. Its product is annotated as Alpha-1,3-mannosyl-glycoprotein 4-beta-N-acetylglucosaminyltransferase B-like. Lineage: Eukaryota; Metazoa; Chordata; Actinopteri; Centropomidae. Gene Ontology annotation, molecular function: acetylglucosaminyltransferase activity. The transcript has 15 exons. Gene Ontology annotation, biological process: protein N-linked glycosylation. The coding region runs from base 83 to 1699 and encodes 538 amino acids. The record is from RefSeq and is a predicted model, not a curated record. Gene Ontology annotation, cellular component: Golgi stack; endoplasmic reticulum-Golgi intermediate compartment; endoplasmic reticulum.
CUGCAGUUCACCUGUGCAUCCACCUGCUGACGGCGGGAACCGGCGGCGGAUAGAAACGGACAGACUGUCAGUGAGAAAUGAGAUGAGGUUUUACUCCGUGAGAUUUGGAUGUCUGCUGGUUUUCGCGUGUUUAGUGUCUGUUACCUGGAUUAAAUCGAUUCCCCGUGAUGGAGUGUCUGCAGGCUCAACAAGGCUGUCGGACCUGCAGGUCCUGUAUGAUCGUCUGUUGGUGGCAGAGGAGUUGGGGGGACAGGUCAGCAGGGAUCUCAGUAACAUACUGGAGCAACUGAGGAACAUGUCCAAAUCUGCCAACAUCACUUACCCUACCAAUAACAGCAGCACCACCAUCUCCACUGAAACAAUUAGGCAGCUGGCAGGUGAUCCAGGCCAACGUGUGUUCCUCCAGCCCAACAUUUACCUCUACAUGCCCCACCUCAGGCAACAUCCAGACAGCCUCAUACCCAAUGUAGUCAUUGGACAGGGACGCCAUGGAGUGUCCAUGGUGCUGGGUAUUCCUACAGUAAAACGUGAUAAGCAGAACUACCUGGUUGGCACACUCAGCUCUCUGCUCUACAGCCUGACUUCCUCACAACGCCAAGAUCUCCUCAUCAUUGUCUUUGUUGCUGAGGUGGACUCAGACUAUGUGGGCAGUAUAGCACAGACCGUCAGAAAGAAUUUUCCCAAGGAGGUGCAGUCAGGGUUACUAGAGGUCAUCUCUCCUUCACAGUAUUACUACCCUGACUUCACCAGCCUCAGAGAGACUUUUGGAGACUCCAAGGACAGAGUCAAAUGGCGAACUAAGCAGAAUCUGGAUUUCAGCUUCCUCAUGCUGUAUGCUCAGGACAAAGGAACCUACUAUGUUCAGUUAGAGGAUGAUGUUGUAGCAAAGGCAGGCUACUACAAUGACAUGAAGACCUUUGCCACCCAGGAAUCUUCAAAGCCAUGGCUCUACCUGGAGUUCUCCCAGCUUGGAUUUAUAGGCAAGAUGUUUCGGACUCGUGACCUCCCAAUGAUUGCUGAGUUUUUCCUGAUGUUCCAUCGAGACAAACCCAUCGACUGGCUGUUAGAUCACAUCCUGUGGGUGAAAGUUUGCAACCCAGAGAAAGAUGCGAAACACUGUAAUGAACAGAAAGCAUUACUCAAGCAGAGGUACAAGCCCUCCCUCUUCCAGCAUGUGGGCCUCCAUUCUUCUCUACCUGGGAAACUACAGCAUCUGAAGGACAAGGACUUUGGGAAACAGACUUUGUAUCAUGGCCAUAAUAACCCAGCUGCAGAGCUGAGCAGCAGCCUCAAACACUACCAGCAGCACAGUCUGGAGAGGGCCUACAAAGGAGAGGACUUUUUCUGGGCAUUAACACCUGUCCGGGGUGACUACAUCCUCCUCAGCUUCCCCCAGCCAGUCCACAUAUCUGGGUACUUGUUUCGCAGUGGAAAUAUUGAGACCAUUGGUGAUAAAUUCUACAACACCACAGUGGAAGUGCUGCCCAGCAAUGCAUCAACACGAGACAAACAAGUCACUGGUUUGUCUUCUCACCACAAAGCGUCGGAUAAGGGCUUCAUCAUUAUCGGUGCGUUUGAGAAUGGAGUAGCUGAGGGUGAGAUUGAGGAGGCGCUGCAGCCGAUCUCAGCACUUCGCCUGGUGGUUCAUUCUGACGCUGACGUCUGGGCUCUACUCAGUGAGGUACUCAUUAAAGUUUGAUGACCACAGAAAAGAGGAAACUCCACACAUGCUGCCAUUGAGCCCAGAGCUUCACCUGAGCUAAUGUCAUCCUGCUGGACAAAGACUGUCACUACAGGAACUGUUUUUACAAGGCCUCAAGUGCCUAAACCAACUGUGGUCUGUGGGGAAGGAGGAUCUAUGUUUAGUGUUUGUUUUGAGCUGGACUGAGGUCCCUUACUUUCACUUCAAACAUUAAUAUUAAAUAUGUUGAGUAUUUGGAAGGGACUCCACUUCCCUUGUGAACUGAGUGAAUUGGCCAGUGUGGCUGUUUACAGACACUUAUCAAGAGUUGGUAGGUAAAACAGCUGAGGUGCUGAGUGAAUAAUUAUGUAAUAAUUAUAUUUUUCUGUCAGAAACAAAGAAAAUCUCUCAACACCA